Molecule: messenger RNA, 1576 nt
Organism: Microplitis mediator
Lineage: Eukaryota; Metazoa; Arthropoda; Insecta; Hymenoptera; Braconidae
Exons: 2
Coding region: 44-445 (133 amino acids)
Source: RefSeq, a predicted model, not a curated record
GUCAAGUAUUCGUUAAUUUCAAAUGUAAUAUAUUCAAUUGAUAAUGUCUUUUUUUAUUACAGUCAAGUUAUCGAUUCUGGUUUCAAUAAAAAACGAUCUAGAUAAAAUAUUCACAAUGAGUGAUGGAACUAAUAACGAUCAUAAUCCAUAUAAAUCUCACAUAAUUAAGCUAAAGCAGCAAGCGGAAUUUUUGCACAGACAACAAAAUGAAAUCCUCGAAAAACAUCAGCAAAAAGUUAAACAACAGCAGAUGAUCUAUAAUUUAUUACAUUCAUUGCAAUCUGCAGAGUCAUAUGUUGGACAAUUUAAAUCAAUUAAUACUUCAACUUCUUCAACAUCAUCCAUGAUAGAAUCAUCAGCUAUUCUUCCUAGAGGACCAGUUUCAAAUCAUCCACCAGUAUCACAUUCAGCUUUACAAGGAAUUAAUAUGAAUGAACAAACGUAAGAUCCAUUAAAUUUAACUCGCAUAAUUGAUCAUUUGAAUCCACUCUAUCCAGCCUCAGGAUUAACUCAAGAAAAUCCAAUAGAUUUAAUAGCUUCAUCUCCUGAAAACUUACGCAAUAAAUCAUCACUAACAUCAACAGAAAAUCGAUCCAAAUCAGUACCUCCACAUACAGAAUUAACACAAGAUAAAACAUUAGAUUUAACGUUUACUUCCUCUGAUCAUCAACCUAAUUUCAAUCUAUCAUCUAUCAAUCAACUUAAUAAUUUGUCAUCAACAUCAAUAACCGAUCGUUCACAGUUGAAUCGAGAAUCUGUAAUCCUGUUAAACAAAUCGCUGUUGAGAUCAAGAGGUGAAAAUUCUAAGUCUGUACCUCCACACGCACAGUUAGCACAAGGCCGAGAUACAGAUAUAAUAAAUUUUCUUUCUGGACAGUGCUUUAACGAGAAUCCAUCAUCUGCAAAUCUACUUAUUAAUUCGUCUCCAAACACUAACUCUUUGUCGUCUCAUCAAUCCCUACAAUCAUUUAGCUUAUCAAAUUUAAGAUCGGUACCUAUGUAUUCGCAAGUAUUCAUUCCACCCACUGUAAAGAAAAGUACAUUUUUAAACAAGCCAAUAGCUCAAACAAUGUUUUUAUCCACGCAACCUUUGAAUUUGAGUGCCCGUCUAUCUGACACUUCAAACCAAUCAUCGCCCAAUAUUGAACUUUUGACACCACCAUUGAUUGAUAUAGAAAGAACUUCAUCUAUCGGACCAAAUCAACUAAGUCGUUCAAAACCGUUGGAUGGAAGAAACUUCGAAAUGAACAAAGAAAAAAAGACCGAUGAAAUACAAGCAAACUCCAAAAGUCAAAAAUCACAUCAAAAAGAUAAAAAUCACGCAGAUAAAAAUAAAAAAAAUGAAAAAAAUAAUUCACACGAUGAUAAAAAUAAAAAACACGAAUCAAGUUGAAAACGAGAAUAUGAUCGAGAGCAGUCAUCAUCAGAUGAAAACGAGAGAGGUAAUUUUAAAAUUUGUUUGCAUUAUUUAAAGAUAAAUAAAUUCUAUGAAAAAUUGAGGUGUUGACAAAAAUGAAUUUUUAUUUUAACGUGAGUGUUUAAAGUGUGCACGUUUAGAUUUUCCAACAUUUUUUAU